CUCUCUCUCUCUCUCUCUCUUCAAGCUUUCUCUCUCUAGACUACAUUAUGAGGAGGAGUGUGCAAUGCGAUUGCAGCAUUAUAUGAAGAAAUUGGAAAGGGGGAAAGGGUUUUUAAUUUUACUUCUGCAAAAAUUUCAGAGCACUAUGAGGACGACAAUGGCGUCCAAUCUAUUCGUCUUCUUCAAUUUGUUCAUCACUGUUAUUCAACCUUUCUUCUUCAAUGUCGAUUCUGUGCAGACAACGGAAAUGUCCGAUAGGGACAAUCUUCUCUCGUUCAAAAACUCCCUCGAAAACCCCGAAAUUCUCCUCUCAUGGCAGCCAUCGAUUCCCCACUGCAAUUGGACCGGCGUUUCCUGCACCGACGACCGUGUCACGUCGCUCGUUCUCUCGACUCAGUCUCUCGCUGGUCCUCUCUCUCCGGCGGUGUUCGCCGUCGCCGGCCUCGUCGUUCUCGAUCUUUCUGCAAAUCAGUUAAACGGCGUCGUUUCGGCUGAAAUAGCUACUCUGAAAAGGCUUAGGGUUUUGGAUUUGGGGCAUAACCGCCUCAGCGGUGAGUUACCGAGUCAGAUUGGCGAGUUGACUCAGCUGCAGACUCUCAGACUUGGGCCUAAUUUCUUCGCCGGAAAAAUCCCGCCGGAGCUCGGAAUGCUGUCGAACCUCCAAUCCCUCGACCUGUCGGGAAAUUCCUUCUCCGGCGAUGUCCCUCCCCAUAUUGGAAACUUAUCACAGAUUCAAAUUCUGGCCAUUGGGAAUAACUUUCUUACAGGUUCGUUACCUCUGAAUCUUUUAUCAAAGCUUCGAUUUCUGUCUUCAUUCGACGUCUCGAACAACUCCAUCUCCGGCGAAAUCCCGCCGGAAAUUGGACAGCUCACCUCUUUAAUCGAGCUCUACAUUGGCGAGAACCAUUUUUCCGGCAGGUUUCCGGCGGAGAUCGGCGAAUUGUCGAAGCUCGAAAUCCUGUCGGCGCCAUCCUGUUUGUUGAAAGGCCCUUUGCCGGAGACAUUCUCGAAGCUCAAAUCGUUGAGCAAACUCGACCUCUCUUACAACCCGUUGCAAUGUCCGAUCCCCAAAAUCGUCGGAGAUAUGCAAAACUUGACUGUAAUGAAUCUCGUUUAUUCCGAGCUUAACGGCAGCAUCCCGUCAGAGAUCGGAAAAUGUAAGAACUUGAAGGUUUUGCUGCUGUCGUUCAAUUCCCUGGCCGGAGCUUUGCCGGAGGAGCUUUCCGACCUCAAUUUGAUGACGUUUUCGGCUGAAAAGAAUCAGUUUUCCGGGGCAUUGCCUUCGUGGAUCGGGAAAUGGACGGAAAUCGAUUCGAUUUUGCUUUCGAACAAUCGAUUUUCCGGCAAAAUCCCACCGGAAAUCGGGAAUUGUUCGAUGCUGACUCACAUUAGUUUGGGGAGUAAUUUGCUUACAGGAGAGAUCCCUAAGGAGCUCUGUAAUGCCGUUAUGCUUUCGGAGAUCGAAUUCGAUCACAAUUUCCUGUCCGGCAGCAUCAACGAAACGUUCGUCGAUUGUCGCAAUUUGACGCAGCUUGUUUUGCUUGAUAAUCAUAUCGUUGGAUCGAUUCCGGGCUACUUCGCCGAGCUUCCAUUGAUGCUUCUAGAAUUGGAUUCGAAUAACUUCACGGGAUCAAUCCCGGUUAGCUUUUGGAGAUCGUCGAAUUUGAUCGAGUUUUCCGCUGCGAAUAAUCAGCUGGACGGGUUUCUCCCCGCCGAGAUCGGAGACGCCGCUUCGCUUCAAAGCAUCGUUCUUUCGAACAAUCAUAUUCGCGGUCGAAUCCCGGGGGAUAUUGGGAAGUUGAAUUCGCUCUCGGUGCUGAAUCUGAAUUCAAAUUUUCUCGAAGGGAACAUUCCGGCGGAGAUCGCUAAUUGCACGGCGCUUACGACGUUGGAUUUGGGGAACAAUCGUCUCGACGGUCCGAUCCCGGAUGGAAUUGUCGAUCUGCCACAGCUGCAGUGUCUUGUACUUUCGUCAAACAAUCUGUCCGGCGCAAUUCCUUAUAAGGAUUCGAAGUAUUUCCAGCAGGUUUCGGUGAUUCCCGACUCGAUCUACUUCCAGCACCAUGGCGUCUAUGAUCUUUCGAACAACAGAUUGAGUGGCGAAAUACCUGAAGAGCUCGGGAGCUGCGUCGUUAUCGUCGAUCUUUUGCUGAACCACAAUUUGCUGUCCGGGAGGAUACCGAAAUCGUUGGCGAACUUGUCGAAUCUCACGACGUUAGACCUAUCCGAGAAUCGGUUGACAGGAAGUAUUCCUCGCGAGCUCGGUGAUUCGGUUAAGUUGCAGGGAUUGUAUCUCGGGAAUAACCUGAUAACAGGAUCGAUACCCGAAGGUCUCGGCCGGUUGCUCAGAUUGGUUAAACUUAACCUUUCGAAUAACGUUUUGUCGGGUUCGGUGCCUCCGAGUUUCGGCGAUUUGAAUGCGCUCACCCAUUUGGAUUUGAGUCGGAAUUUGUUGACCGGCGAGCUUCCGGCGACGCUCUCGAAAAUGAUGAAUCUCGUGGGUUUCUACGUUCAGCAGAACCGUCUCUUGGGACGUCUAAUCGAGCUUUUCAAGAACUCGAUAAAUUGGAGAGUCGAGAUCGUGAACUUAAGUCGGAAUUCAUUCUCCGGCGACUUGCCGAGGUCUUUGGGAAACUUAUCAUACUUAACGAUCUUCGAUGUACAUGGAAACAGCUUCACCGGAGAACUUCCGUCGGAGCUCGGAAAUCUUGCGCAGCUCGAGUAUCUCGAUGUUUCAGAAAACCAGUUGGUCGGAGAGAUCUCCGGCGACGUCUGUGGCCUUUCGAAUCUCGAAUUCUUAAAUCUUGCGAAGAACGAUCUGCGCGGCGAAAUUCCGCGACAGGGAAUCUGUCGAAAUUCGUCGAAAGUAUUCGUAUCCGGGAACGAAAACCUCUGCGGCGAAAUCACGGGGCUAAUAUGUCCGGCAACGACGAGCGUUGCUCGAAAGUCGUCAUUUCCUUUGAAUGUCUGGGGGCUUUCGUCAGUCGUGUUGGGAUCAAUCUUCGCAGUAAUUUCCGUUAUUGUCGUGGUUCGACUCCGGGCGAGCCGGAACGAUCCGGAAGACAUGCACGAUGGCAAGACAAACAUCGCCGACGAACAGAAUCUCUAUUUCCUCAGCAGCAGCCGAUCGAAGGAGCCGUUGAGCAUCAACGUCGCGAUGUUCGAGCAGCCCCUGUUGAAAUUGACACUCGUUGACAUUCUCGAAGCUACUGACAACUUCUGCAAGGCGAACGUAAUCGGCGACGGCGGGUUCGGGACGGUGUACAAGGCGACGCUCCCUGACGGGAAAAUCGUCGCCGUGAAAAAACUCAGCCAAACAAAAACCCAGGGCCAGCGCGAGUUCCUCGCCGAGAUGGAGACGCUUGGGAAAGUGAAGCAUCGAAACCUCGUCCCGUUGCUCGGCUACUGCUCGUACGGCGACGAGAAGGUGCUUGUCUACGAGUACAUGGCGAACGGCAGCCUCGACAGCUGGCUGGCGAAUCCGACGGGGACGCUCCCUGUCCUCGACUGGGCGACGCGGCUGAAAAUCGCGACGGGAGCGGCGCGUGGGCUCGCGUUCCUCCACCACGGGUUCAUCCCGCAUGUGAUCCACCGCGACGUGAAAUCGAGCAACAUUUUGCUCGACGACGGGUUUGAGGCACGGGUCGCGGAUUUCGGGCUGGCGAGGCUGAUCAGUGCAUGUGAGACGCACGUGAGUACGGAUAUUGCCGGGACGUUCGGGUACAUUCCGCCAGAGUACGGGCAGAGCUGGAAGUCGACGACGAGGGGGGAUGUGUAUAGUUUUGGGGUCAUUUUGGUGGAGUUGGCGACAGGGAAGGAGGCGACAGGGCCGGAGUUUAAGGGGGUCGAGGGCGGGAACUUGGCGGGGUGGGUGGUGAUGAAGAUGAGGGGGGGCCGGGCGGCGGACGCGCUCGAUCCGAAGAUACUCGACGCGGAUACGAAGCCGAUGAUGCUGAGGAUGCUGCAGAUCGCCGGCGUUUGCCUGUCAGAGAAUCCGGCGAGCCGGCCGACGAUGCUGACUGUGCUUAAGUUCUUGAAGGGAAUUGGUGAGUAAGAUUACACGGAGGUUAUAUAUAGAUCUAUAUCUAUAUAUUAUAUAUAUAUAUAUGUGUGUUUGUAGUAGGUAUUUGUUGUUUCGGGUGUGUUUUUUUUGUUAUUAUUGAAGGUAAUGAAUGUAUUUUGAUUUUGUUAUGUGGUAUAGUAUGGUAA
This is a messenger RNA of Andrographis paniculata, 4209 nucleotides long. Its product is annotated as leucine-rich repeat receptor protein kinase EMS1. The transcript has a single exon. NCBI's taxonomy places the organism in Eukaryota, Viridiplantae, Streptophyta, Magnoliopsida, Lamiales, Acanthaceae. Gene Ontology annotation, biological process: protein phosphorylation. Gene Ontology annotation, molecular function: ATP binding; protein kinase activity; protein binding. The coding region runs from base 65 to 4054 and encodes 1329 amino acids. The record is from RefSeq and is a predicted model, not a curated record.